This is a messenger RNA of Paramecium octaurelia, 504 nucleotides long. NCBI's taxonomy places the organism in Eukaryota, Ciliophora, Oligohymenophorea, Peniculida, Parameciidae. The record is from the annotation of a GenBank genome assembly.
AUGGGAAUAAGCAUCUGUCCAAAGUAGCGUCCUUCUACGAAGCAAGAAGUCCUAGUUCAAGUCUCAAUAAAGAGACCUCCAUUUACCGUGAAACUGGAGAAAAUCUUGAAAAUCCAAUUAGAAGACGACACUAUAGAGAGAGAAGACUCUCCAUAACUCGCUCAGCUACAGAAGACUGAAAUGGAUGAGUUAAAGAUGUCCUUUACCGCAUAACAGUCAGAAGAAAUGGACAAUACAAUAUCACAUCCUUGGCUAAAGAAGAAUUGCCCAUAACCAAUAUGUAAUGAAAGCUCAGCUAAGAAUGACCUAUAGAAUAUAUCAUUCGAACCAAACAGCACUAGUUUUGAUUUGCUGAAACCUAAAUCAAUCCUUAGAAUCCACAAAAAUGGCAAUCCUAGUUCUGAACACAUCUCAAAUGAUCAACAAUCCAUAGCAUCUAUUAAAUCAAACAAAAAGGUUAGUUUUGAUAAACAAGUUUAAUUCAGCAAUUUUAGAAAGCACUGA